AGAAUAAAUCCACUAGAAAGUACAUUAAAAUUUACAUCCAAAUUGGUCACGGCUUUAAAACCAAUGGCAUAUAUCCAAAUCCAACACAUGCCAGCGUUUCAUUUUGCCAUGCCACCAUUAAGUAGGCAGACCCAAACCAAAUCUGACCCAAGCCCCACCCAUAAGCUCGACACGUGGCAAUCUCUCCAUAGAGAAAUUGUCAACCCUUCUAAAAGACGGAACAACCCAACCAAUAAAACCAACCCUUUUUACUAAUCCAACCUUUUUGGUAAAUUCACUCUCUCUCUCUAUAUAUACACACAAAAGCCCCCUUCGUUUUUCAAACCCAUCCUACUCAUCUACCCAUCAAACUUUCUUUUCUAGUCUAUUCUUCAACCAAAUGGACUGGACUAGACGCCACGUCAUCGGACACGGCUCCUCCGCCACCGUCUUCCUUGCCACGGAUUCUCCCUCCGGCGACGUUUUCGCCGUCAAAUCCGCUGAGAUUUCACACUCGCAAUCUCUACAAACUGAGCAACAGUUUCUUUCUUCUUUAGCCUCUCCGUACGUAGUUUCUUAUAAAGGGUAUGAGGUCCGUAGAGAACAGAGUGGGGUCGUGAUGUUCAAUCUUUUCAUGGAGUAUUUGCCCAACGGUUCGCUUGCCGACGUAAUUCGCCGCCGUGGAGGACGGCGGCUCGACGAGGCGGCAAUCGGAAUUUACACGCGGCAGUUACUACAAGGCCUACAGUACAUUCAUUCCAAAGGCUUGGUGCAUUGCGACAUUAAAUCCCGAAACGUUUUGAUCGGUCGAGACGGUGAGGCUAAAUUGGCCGAUUUCGGAUGCGCCAAGUGGGCGAGCCAAACAGACUCAAUUGGUGGCACGCCGCUGUUUAUGGCACCAGAAGUGGCUCGUGGGGAGCACCAAGGGCUACCCUCUGACAUUUGGUCCAUUGGGUGUUCGGUCAUCGAAAUGGCCACCGGCGGCGGCUCACCUUGGCCGAAAACAACCAGCGACUCCGACCCAAUUUCCGCUCUGUACCGAAUUGGGUAUUCCGGCGAGUCGCCGGAAAUUCCAUCCUUUUUAUCCCACAAAGCAAAGGAUUUUCUAGAGAAAUGCUUAAGAAUGAAUCCAAAUGAGAGAUGGACAGCCAAUCAGCUUCUAAAUCACCCAUUUGUGAGGGAAUUCAAUUCCUCCCCAAAGAAAAUCCAUGAAGUUCAUUCGAAUUCUCCAACGAGUAUUCUAGAACAGGGCGUUUGGAGAUCCAUUGAAGAAAGUGAAAUCAGAGAAGCCAAAUCGUGUAGACCCAAUAGUUGGGCAGCAGAGCAGAUCCGACGGCUGUGGAUGGCCUCAGGAGAGCCGAGCUGGAGAGAUGAUGAGACCUGGAUUACAAUUCGAAGACAGGACAUUGGAAAAAGCAAAGAAGUCGGUGACGAAGGCGACACGAUUGGUGGGUCAGAAGUGAAAGGCUGUAGUAAUAAUUGUUGGGGUGAGAAACAGAGAGGCGGUGGCGGCAAGGAGUGGUCUGAAACGGAAUUCACACAGAAUAACGGUGGUUUUAGCUGCAGAAUUAGUAGGAAUGAUUUGGCAGACCAUCGUUGUAAGAACAUUAUUAGUCUUGUACAUAAUAAUAAUAAUAACAAUAAUAAUAAUAAUCCUUUACCUUUUCAUACUCAUACACCUAAAUUUCUUCAUUUAAUGGCAACUAUAUUAUGAAAUUUAAUUCAAU
Cucurbita maxima (winter squash) is the source of this 1706-nucleotide messenger RNA. RefSeq names its product mitogen-activated protein kinase kinase kinase 18-like. The coding region runs from base 380 to 1693 and encodes 437 amino acids. Gene Ontology annotation, biological process: protein phosphorylation. The record is from RefSeq and is a predicted model, not a curated record. The transcript has a single exon. Gene Ontology annotation, molecular function: protein kinase activity; ATP binding. NCBI's taxonomy places the organism in Eukaryota, Viridiplantae, Streptophyta, Magnoliopsida, Cucurbitales, Cucurbitaceae.